CCUUCCUUUCUUUUUUCUCUGUGGUUGUGGAGCGAAAAUGCUAAAAUGGCCGAAUUUUGGGCUAGUGUUUUAAUUUCUAAAUACUAACUCUUGUAUCACGUCGUUAUCGCUUUGUGUUUACGGAUUAACAAGUUUCAAACUUAACUUCGUGCUAUCUACGAAUGCUAUAAUAACUAGGCUCAGUAAGACUACUACUUUCACCAUGAGUGAAACUGCCAACAAUGAAGGAACCUCUGCGGAGAGUGAAAAGCCGGUUCAAGACUCGACCGAUAAUGUUGUAUUCCCGCCUUUCCCUGAUCCAACUGAAGAAGAAUUUGAAGAGGAUAUCUCUGAUGCGGAAAGAACUCAUUAUAGGACGAAGUUUUCUGAUUUGAAUGUUAUAAAAUCUAUGCGAUUACAUUGUUCUGCUUGUGAUCGCCAUUUGGGAAGUUCCACUCGCAAUGAGACUCGUAUGCGCGCUCAUCCUAUGCUACGUACAUUAGUGUGCCACACAUGCCAUACUUUUUAUAAUAGCGGUGAAUUUGAAAAGGGAGAUGAUGGCUCAGAACUUUAUUGUCGAUGGUGUGGGCAGGGUGGGCAAGUGUAUUGUUGUUCAGAUUGCCCUCAUGUAUUUUGUGCGAAAUGCAUUAAACGCAACCUUGGUGUUGCAAAAAUUAAAGAAAUAGAAAAUACUGAUGACUGGAAAUGUUUUAAAUGUAAUUCAAGAUGCCUUUGGGACCUUCGUGCUGUGUGUUGGGCACUUCUGCGCUAUUGUGACUUGAAGAACAAGAUAACUUAUAAAACAGAAGAUCCACUACUGAAAGAAAAAUAUCAAAAAGAUUGUGCUACUGAUCAUUCCGAUUGCUGUAAACAUAAAUCAAAUAGAAGGAAAGAAAAAUCUGAAUCAGCAAAGAAAAGAGACGAAAUUAAAAAGGAAAAUGAAACAAAAAAAGCUAUAUCAAAAAUUCCUUCUACUAUUCAGGUAAAAAAAUUUGCAUCUAUCAAUCUUGAAGAACAACCAAAAGAAAAAAAAGGUCAAAAAAGACCUGCAACUCAAGAAAAGGGUUUACUUAUCAUCAAAAACCCAAUAGCAAUAGCUCCGUGUUCAAAAAAUAUGAGCCCCACUAUUUGUGGACCUCAACCGAAAAAACCAAGGAUGCCUGUAGUGGUAAAUCCUGUUAGAUUUGCACAAGAUAGGAAAGCAGUAGCAGCUACAUAUACAAGAAUAAGGCCAAAAUCUGUAAUGCCAGUACCAUUGCCACCUCUAGUACCAACAAAUUAUAAUGGAUAUAAUAAUAUUAAUAACUCGUUUAUUAACAACACCUACCACACUCCAUAUAACAUGGUGGCUUCCGAUAAUAUUAAUUUAUCUUUGGAAAGUUUAACACAGGGACUUGAUAUGGCUGUGGCAACUAUGACUACAAGUCAAGAUGAUGAUGUCGUGUGCACUCCUGAUUUUCCAUUGGAGCCUUUAUGUGAGGUGACGGAAGAUAACACGGACGAUGAUGUGCAGUGUAUUACUCCAGGUCCUGUGGCUGCUCCAAAGGUUAGCACUCCGACCCUACACCGUUCAGAUAAUUCAUCGGAACUGGUCACUGAUAACAUCAUACAAAUGACCGACAAUGAUGUCACUGUCAAUGCUUUGACUGGAGGUUUAAAGUUCAGAGUCGACCCUCAAACAUUAUCAUCGAACAAAAUGUACCGAUUACCAGACGGUCGCAUAUUUGCUAUUAAAGCGAACCCAAAUAUGCCAGGUGGAUAUUCUGCUACUAUAGUGGCUCUUGCAGAAACUGGGCAAGGAAAAAAUGUUGCUCCUAAAGGCGCCACAUACUCGGCAAAACUUAGUGCAGUCUCAACACCAUCAAAACCGAAUCGCGCCAAUCAAAAUGUGAGAUCAAAUACUAAAAGGAGUACACCAAAAGCCACUAAAGCAAAUCGAGCAAAUGAUACUUCAUCAAGAGAAUGUGAUUUGCAGGUUCCUGUAGAGUGGUAUAGAUAUAAUUUACUAGACGCAAUUGACGCUAUGGAAUAUUCUUUAGCGCGACUAAAUAAACUAAAAAAUGAAGCUACUUCAGUUUACUUACGAACUCGAACUGUUGAUGAAAUGAGAAACAUGCACAGGUCUUUAGAACGAUUACUGAACACAUCGUCAACUAGAUUUUCAGAAAUUAAAGAAAACUUGAAUAAGGAAUUAAAACAAUAUAUCAUGAAAAAAUAUGGAGAAAACAACAGUGAAGAUGAUGAUGAUGUUGAAAUUUUGAUGCCUGAAGAUAAUGAUGAUCCCAUAUUUAUUGACGAAAAUUCCAUGGAAUCUACAAAUGAAAUCAAUUGUACUCAGAAUCAAGAAGUUGAUCUCACAGGUGUCGGUAGUAGUGAUCAUAAUGAUAGUGCAGAAAAUAAAGCUGAUAAUAUCUCAGCAAUAGAAAACAUAUCCCAAAUGUCAGAGGAUAUAGAUGAGAGUGUAAAUAAGUUAGGAAGCUUGGGAAAAGAUUCUCAGAGUGCAGAUGACAUGGGUAGUCCCAAUAAUGAUGGUGACAAAGUGUCCUUGAAUGAUGCUGACACCUCAAUUGGGGGAGAAAACGGGAGUGGGACAAAAGAAGGAGACGACAUUAAAAUGGUUGAAAAAAUUGAGGACCACACUGGAACGACAGAUGAAGGAAGUGCUAUCUCAAGCAAAAUAAGUGAUGCACAGCUUUCUGAAAAUAAUCACAUUACAGCAGAAUCUGAUAACGGAACCAAGGCACAAAUUAAUGGUAACACUGAAAAGACCGAAGAGAAAAGUGAUAAUAGUGUUGUUAAGGAAGAGCUUUUAAAAGACGAUGAGAAGAAAAUUGGUAAAGAUAAUGAUAAUGAGGAAAAAGUAGAUGAUCCUGAAAUGAGUGAAGAAAUGAUAGAAACCCUUUUGAAAGAUGAUAACGUCGAUGAAGGCGACAGUUUGAUAAGCAACAAAGCCAUGGAAGUUACUGAAAGCCUUUAAUAAUUUUUUUUAUUUUUUAUUUCCUGUUAGUUAUAGUUAAUAAGUCGUAAGUUGAAUGUUUUUGUGCUACAAAUAUAAUUAAGG
Ostrinia furnacalis (Asian corn borer) is the source of this 3040-nucleotide messenger RNA. RefSeq names its product ADD domain-containing protein 1 (gene ADD1). The record is from RefSeq and is a predicted model, not a curated record. The transcript has 9 exons. Gene Ontology annotation, cellular component: pericentric heterochromatin; nucleus. Bases 203 to 2956 code for a protein of 917 amino acids. Lineage: Eukaryota; Metazoa; Arthropoda; Insecta; Lepidoptera; Crambidae. Gene Ontology annotation, biological process: chromatin remodeling; replication fork processing. Gene Ontology annotation, molecular function: chromatin DNA binding.